Molecule: messenger RNA, 546 nt
Organism: Sphaeroforma arctica JP610
Lineage: Eukaryota; Ichthyosporea; Ichthyophonida
Exons: 1
Source: RefSeq, a predicted model, not a curated record
AUCGCCCUCCCCGCCACUCCCAUCUCUGAGGCGAUCUUCAAACGACACAACUUCGAGCUGGUGGUACCGGAAGUGGGUGCAAAGUACGCGCAGGUCACUGAGGCUGCGCACACAUUCGACAAACACUCGGGCAGCAUCAAGAGCCCGUACUGUGAGGUGUGCGGAGGCUCAGUCAAGACCACGCCGGUCAUGUGCAGUGUGUGUGCGCUGGUGGUACACUCCAAGUGUGUGGACGGCAAACGGACUGUCCAGUGCCUUGACGUGGUGAUGCAGGUCAGUGGGUGUGUACAACGCGUACCGGUAUACAUUGUACUGUCUCGGUUUGAGGAAGUUAUAAGGAAUACUUGUAUGUAUUGCAUUGUAUCGAGAUUUACUAAGGAUAGGAGUGGGGGGCGGAGAUGUGCUCCUGCACUCGAGAGGGCAAAACCUUUCUGUCGAGUACCCCACGAGCAGAACAGUACACUGAUCGAGGAAGUGUACGGUACGACCCCAUUUGGCACAAGAUCGCCUACUAACUCUCGAGAUAGUGCUAUCGUAACCAUAUAG